Messenger RNA from Thalassophryne amazonica, 2027 nucleotides. It is a transcript of the gene gcna, whose product is annotated as germ cell nuclear acidic peptidase. The transcript is spliced from 13 exons. NCBI's taxonomy places the organism in Eukaryota, Metazoa, Chordata, Actinopteri, Batrachoidiformes, Batrachoididae. The record is from RefSeq and is a predicted model, not a curated record. Gene Ontology annotation, cellular component: nucleus. The coding region runs from base 187 to 1989 and encodes 600 amino acids.
CUUUAGCCGUGCUGCCGCUAUUGUUGCUUUGCUUUAAAUAAAUAAGUAAAUAAAUAAAGCAGUUAAAUGGUUAAAUAAAAGUUUAAAUCCUGCAGCUCCCGUGGUAACAAAAAAAGUACAAACUACCUCUUAAUCACCCGAAACGCUGAAGCUGAAGGACUUGAGUGUUGCUAAGAGGAACAAACAAUGAACGAUGACACCAACAAACUGUUGGACAGAGUUGCAAAAAAGAUGGGUUGGACGCAAAAAGGAGCAAUGGACAGGGCAGAAGAAAAGUUAAUUAAUGCAAUUGGUAAGACUCGCCAUGCUGGCACCAGUGAUCGUGAAGCCAUGGAUCCAACCUCUGCAUUUGGAAGUGAGGAAGAUCCAGAGAAGGAGAACCAGGGCUUCACAUGCAAGGCUUUGAUCGUAUCUAGUGAUGAUGACUCUGACAACUUCCUUUUUGGCAAGGCUACACCCAGAUUGAAGACUACCUCUCAGAAACCACGUGGAGACUCAAAGAAGGACAGUGUUCAAGUGGUAAGCUCGGAUAGUGAUGACAGCUUUGAGAAAUUUCUGACACAAAUGAAAACCCCUAAAGCCAAGCCUUUGAAAGCAUCAAACAGGAUCAGUGAAGACAGCCUCAAAAACUUCAUAGUGGCUGACUCGUCAUCUGAUGAUGACUUUAUUGUGCCAAAGUCAUCUUCUAAAGUUGUGAAAAACAGUAAUCCUCCAGCAUCUCAGCAUCGCCUCAGGACACCGCUCUCUCAGUGGGUUUCCCCCAUCUUUGUUAGUGACAGUGAUGGUGAAGAUGAUGACAAUAUUGUAAUCAAGAGCAGUUGGAGAACAUGUCAUCCCCCGCCAAAGGUUACCAGUGAAAACGCUCCUCUGUGUGAUCAAGCGGGAGAUUUUCCGUCACCAUACUUGCCUCCUGUUUCUCUCCUUUUCUGCCAAACUCCAGCAUCACUGGCAUCAACCACAAGUUCUACCACAUCUAAGCGCACUGUGUCUGCACCUUCUAACCUGGAAGAAUCAACCAGUUCUGAAGAGGAGUUCACAUCCCUGUUGGAGAGACUGAAACAGAAAAACAAGCUUAUUGACACUCCGCUCUUGCCUAAGAAAAAAGAAGAAGGAUUUGUGGAACCUGCCCUAAAAAAUUUGCCAACUUUUGAGAGACGUAAAGCACCAGGCUCAAGUUCAUUAGGUGAAAUGCCGCUGGAUUUUAAAUCUCCAGGGAAAUGUGCCACAUUCAAGCCGACAGUCAGUCAGACGGAGCCGAGACACGGCCCCAGCAGCAGAAUAGCACAGUGUAAAACACCAGGGUGCUUCUUACAGUGCCUCUUAAACCCAGACUACAGCCGCAGCUUUAAGCAGAACAAAGAAGAGCUUACUAACAAACUCUACCGGCUGUACAACAACACCGUCUUUGACAACAAGCUUCCCAUCAACAUGUCACUGACUUGGAAUAAAAAGAUGCGGAAAACUGCUGGCUACUGUGUCACUGGGCAGGAGCGAGGAGGAGGAAGUCGCUACGCCAAGAUUGAGUUGUCAGAGAAAGUCUGUGAUUCUGCAGAGCGUCUGAGGGACACUCUGAUUCAUGAGAUGUGUCACGCUGCUACCUGGCUAAUAAACGGCGUGAGGGACGGACAUGGAAACCUCUGGAAGCUGUAUGCUAAGAAGGCCACGUUGAUGCAUCCCGAGCUGCCCCUGGUCACUCGCUGUCACAGCUACGACAUCAAAUACAAAUACCAGUACCAGUGCACCCGCUGCCAGAACACGAUCGGGCGGCACUCCAAGUCACUGGACACACAGAGGUUUGUGUGCGCCUGCUGCAAGGGACAGCUCGUCUUACUCACACCUUCUAAGCCGCGUACACCGACACCUUUUGCCAACUUUGUCAAAGAAAAUUAUGGGAGCGUACGACAGGAGCUAGCAGGACAGAGCCAUGCGGAAGUCAUGCGUAAGCUUAGCGUAGACUUUGCCACCAAGACCAGAGUCAGUCAGAGCUGAGGUGCUGGACACUUUUCCACUUUGGAAGGUCCUCAGUG